AAGAGCUUCGCAUCCCCAUAAAAUAUCGGAAUCGCGGAGCACAUUUCUUCCGUCGUCAUGGAUCAGGGGCAAGAACCCUACAUCGCUCUUUCCCUGUGCGCCUAAGCGAUUGUUGCAACAACCGCCUUCAAAUCGACCCCAGCCAGGCCAUCAGUUUUCCGCUCAGCGAAUUCAACAACACAACACCGCGAUCAUGGCUGACGAAUACGACGCCGAGCAGGCUGCCGAGCUCAAGAGAAAGAGAGCGUUCCGAAAGUUCUCCUACCGAGGAAUCGACCUUGAUCAGCUCCUCGACCUCUCCUCUGACCAGCUUCGCGAUGUUGUCCACGCUCGUGCCCGCCGCAGGAUCAACCGUGGCCUGAAGCGCCGCCCCAUGGGUCUCAUCAAGAAGCUCCGAAAGGCUAAGCAGGAGGCUCAGCCCAACGAGAAGCCCGACCUCGUCAAGACCCACCUCCGAGACAUGAUUGUCGUCCCCGAGAUGAUUGGCAGUGUCAUUGGCAUCUACUCCGGCAAGGAGUUCAACCAGGUCGAGAUCAAGCCUGAGAUGGUUGGUCACUACCUGGCUGAGUUCUCUAUCUCAUACAAGCCUGUCAAGCACGGUAGGCCCGGUAUUGGUGCCACGCACUCUUCUCGAUUCAUUCCCCUCAAGUAAGAAGGUUGCGGUCUCGGGUGGUUUCUGCAUUCAUGGACAUUUUGGGCGAAAAGGACUGGUUCUGGUAGAUGGGCAAAACAUCUAUCAAAAACACUGAUGACAAUGGGUACCAUGAUUAGUACAAUAAAGGAGCAUUGUCCGCUUGAUGACUACCCUCGACUACCGCUGAUGCUUGAUAAUUGUGAUAAUGCUUUUAGAAACCUCAUGUUCCACAUACCCUUCCCCUCUUGGCCUGGCUAACUUGCUGAAAUGAAAAGUCUCAGUUUCAAGUCCUACACGACAUCAUCUUCAUGGUUUGGAGUCCUUGAACAUAUUGCGCGGGUCAAAAUUUGCGAAAAAUCCUUUGAGCACCGCUGCUCAUUCACGGAUUUUGUGGUUCAUCUCCGUCAGUGCCCCCUCGUCUUUUCGUAUCUCGUCCGUCUUUUUUGCGUUUCCGCCUCUUCCAUAUAGGUUCCCUGGUAUUGCAAGGUGAGCAGUCGAAGUGUGAUCGGGCCUCGCCGAAGUCAAUAAAUAUCUCCUCGCCUGCUCUGACAUCCUUGACAAGCGUCACCGUAAUGUCGUAAGCUUCAGCAACGAGGAAUGUUGCCUGUGCACAGUCUGGGCAAGCAUGGUUGAUGUUGGAAACCAAACUAUAGAUAAGAACCCUGGUACCCGAAGGGUCCUGGAAGGCGCAGUCUCGUUUGAACUUGUCGAGGCAUACAGAUUCUGUUGCGUUCAUAUUGUAAUGCCGCAUUUUGCGCAAGGGAGCAAAAGCCUUUGUAAGCUCUUUGCGUUGAUCAACAUCCUUCUGAUUCUAUACUGAAAUUGGAUCGUCGUAGGGAGCAACAAAUAUUGGUUGCUCUGCACGGAUGAUCUCGUGGCCAUGAGGAAGGUCACGAAAGGCAAAAACUCCAGGUUUGCGUUUGAUUCCUGUCUGGCGAGUUUCGAUGUCGAUUUCAGGCCUCACAUCAUGAGAACUCGUUGCCGGCGGGCUCUUCUCCUCUUUAGUCGAUACAGGAACCUCC
Messenger RNA from Fusarium odoratissimum NRRL 54006, 1656 nucleotides. RefSeq names its product 40S ribosomal protein S15. The record is from RefSeq and is a predicted model, not a curated record. The transcript is spliced from 5 exons. NCBI's taxonomy places the organism in Eukaryota, Fungi, Ascomycota, Sordariomycetes, Hypocreales, Nectriaceae. Gene Ontology annotation, molecular function: RNA binding; structural constituent of ribosome. Gene Ontology annotation, biological process: ribosomal small subunit assembly; translation. Bases 194 to 652 code for a protein of 152 amino acids. Gene Ontology annotation, cellular component: cytosolic small ribosomal subunit; ribosome.